Lolium rigidum is the source of this 2505-nucleotide messenger RNA. Its product is annotated as vacuolar protein sorting-associated protein 51 homolog. The record is from RefSeq and is a predicted model, not a curated record. Bases 16 to 2316 code for a protein of 766 amino acids. The transcript has 20 exons. NCBI's taxonomy places the organism in Eukaryota, Viridiplantae, Streptophyta, Magnoliopsida, Poales, Poaceae. Gene Ontology annotation, biological process: retrograde transport, endosome to Golgi; Golgi vesicle transport; Golgi organization. Gene Ontology annotation, cellular component: membrane; GARP complex; EARP complex.
GAACCUCGGCUCGAAAUGGCGACCACCGCCGGCGCGCCGCCGACGGCGAUGGACGAGAAGGCUCGGCGCACGCGCGAUCUCCUGGCCAGUUUUUACAACACCGACCCCGCGGCCGCGGGCGCUGUCCCCGCGUCCCCGGCGCGGCCCUCCCCGGCCGCCUCCUCCGUCUCGCCGCUCGAAUCCAUCAACUCCGCCUCCUUCAACCCCGAUGUCUACAUGGACGUCCUGGUGCAACAAUCAAACUUGGAAGGGCUUCUGCAGGGGCAUGUGAAAAUGGCUGCCGAGAUCAAGAACCUGGACACAGACUUACAGAUGCUAGUAUACGAGAACUAUAACAAGUUUAUAAGUGCAACUGACACUAUAAAAAGGAUGAAGACUAACAUUGUUGGUAUGGAGACAAACAUGGAACAACUACUUGGAAAGAUAACAUCAGUGCAAUCAAGAAGCGAUACAGUGAACACAUCUCUUUUCAACAAAAGGGAAAACAUAGAGAAAUUACACCGUACACGCAAUCUUCUCCGGAAAGUUCAAUUCAUAUAUGAUUUGCCAACUCGGCUGAACAAAUGUAUCAAGGCAGAAGCAUAUGCGGAUGCUGUCAAAUUUUUUACUGGAGCAAAACCUAUUUUUGAGGCCUACGGUGAUUCAUCCUUUCAAGAUUGUAAAAAGGCAUCCGAGGAGGCUAUGGAUAUAGUUAUACAACACCUUCAGGCAAAGUUGUACUCAGAUUCUGAACCUAUUGAAGCAAGAGCAGAAGCUGUGGUGCUUCUUAAACAACUUAAUUUUCCUGUGGACAACCUAAAAUCAAGCCUACUUGAGAAACUCGAAGAUUGCCUUCUAAAUUUCCAGAACAAGCCCACAAAUGCUUCAAUUGGUGAUAUUUCCAAGACAUUCCGUGCUUAUCUCAUAAUAUUUCCUGAUUCAGAAAGACGUCUCAUUGAACUUGCUCAUGCUUUGUUCACAAACCGCUAUGAAACAGUCAGAGAGACUCUGAAGGAAAGAAUUCCAUCAACAGAUCUGUUGGCAAUUCUACGAGGCUUAUGGGAGGACGCAACUGCCAUCGACGAAGUUAUACCAGAGGCAGCGCUGCCAGCUUUUUCCUUGGAGACUACUCGAGACAUUAUUAAGCAACACAUAGCAACUGCCUUUCUUCAUCUUCAAACUGAAAUAUCAGAUGUACUGGUCAGAACACACUCAACAUCAAACGAGAAGUUGGAAGAGUCACAGCUGCAAACUGCCAUGGAAAAAAGCAAAAUUAAAGUAUCCCAAGGGUGCAUAGAUCUCCUGCAGGAAUUCCAUCACCUUAUAGAUGGCGAUACAGAGUUGAUAGUAAAGCUGAAAGAUUUGAUUAUUGAUUGGGUACAAGAAGGUUUUCAACAUUUCUUUCAGAAACUUGAUGGACAUUUUCAUCUGCUUUCUGGGAGAAGCAAGAGUUUCUCUCAAGAGUCAAAUUCUGUAGAUUCUGUGCAAAUCGACAAGAUUCCAACAGUGUUGGUGCUUAUGCUUGCACAGCUUUGUGUUUUCAUAGAACAGACAACAAUUCCUAAAGUGACAGAGGAUUUGGCUGCUUCUUUCUCUGGAGGUGGGGCACGCAGCUAUGAAUAUGGACCACCUUUUGUACCCGGGGAGAUAUGUCGGCUAUAUCGCUCAUCUGGGGAGAAAUUUUUGCACCAUUACAUAAAUAUGAAGACUCAGAAGAUCUCCAAACUUCUUAAUAAGCGAUUUUCAACACCGGUCUGGAUAAAGCACAAGGAACCACGGGAAGUUAACAUGUUUGUUGAUCUACUUCUCCUAGAGUUCAAUGGUGUAGUAUCUGAAGUCAAGCAGAUCUUGCCUGGUUUAAUUCGACGACAUCGGCAUUCUGAUAGCACUGGCAGCACCACUUCCUCAAGAAGCAAUCCAAUGCGAGAGGACAUGUUGAACCGAUCAAACACAACACGUACUAGAAGUCAGUUUCUAGAAAAUCAUCUAGCAAAAUUAUUCGAACAGAAAAUGGAAAUAUUCACGAAAGUUGAAUACACACAGGAGUCUGUAAUUUCUGCCGUCCUGAAGCUUUGCCUGAAAAGUUUGCAAGAAUUUGUCCGGCUUCAGACUUUCAACAGAAGUGGAUUUCAGCAGAUUCAGUUGGAUAUGGAAUUUCUGAAGAGCUCCCUUAAGGAGUUUAUUGAUGAUGAAGCAGCUAUAAGCUUCUUACUUAAAGAGGUGAACAAUGCUGCACACGAAAGAUGUCUUGACCCAAUACCUCUCGAGGCCCCAAUACUAGAUAAGCUCAUAAAUGCAAAACUAGCAAAAAUUAAAGAGCAAGGCCCAAAUGUAUAGUAGCUAUGUACACAUUGUAUCACUCAGCAGCAUUCAGUUUCACUUGAUUUAAUACACACUGUUCAGAGCUAUGUGCAUAUAGUUGUGGGCUUCUUGUAGCAUGCCACCAUUUGUAAUCUGUAAAUCCGAGGUCUAAAUACUCGAAUUGAAUCGACACUGCCUGAAAUGUAUAAUUUUUUUGAGCUGUCA